Molecule: messenger RNA, 1435 nt
Organism: Halichondria panicea
Lineage: Eukaryota; Metazoa; Porifera; Demospongiae; Suberitida; Halichondriidae
Product: acetyl-CoA acetyltransferase, mitochondrial-like
Exons: 8
Coding region: 1-1275 (424 amino acids)
Biological process (GO): fatty acid beta-oxidation
Cellular component (GO): mitochondrion
Molecular function (GO): acetyl-CoA C-acetyltransferase activity
Source: RefSeq, a predicted model, not a curated record
AUGGCGACCGUACAGAAGUUUCUAUCUGUCUCAAGAUCACAGCUCAGCAGAGCGCCCCACUACACCAGACGCUACCAUAGGGGAGGUCUGGGUCAGGACGUAUACAUCGUGAGUGCUGCACGCACACCUAUCGGCAGCUUCAGAGGUAGUCUGUCAGCACUGCCAGCCUCCAAGUUGGGCUCUAUUGCUAUCAGUGCAGCAGUGGACCGAGCUGGGAUACAGGCAGAGCAGGUGAAUGAGGUGUACAUGGGCAAUGUGUUACAAGCAGGACAAGGUCAGGCCCCGGCCAGACAGGCCACCCUGGGGGCGGGGCUACCACUGUCAACCCCCUCCACCACCAUCAACAAAGUGUGUGCUUCAGGCAUGAAGGCUGUGAUGCUGGCGAGUCAAGGUCUAGCAGUUGGCACUAACGAGGUGAUGAUAGCCGGGGGUAUGGAGAGCAUGUCCAACGUUCCCUAUUACCUGGCGACGGGACGGGCUGGGUUUGGGUACGGCCAUCAGACCGUCGAGGAUGGGAUCGUCAAGGAUGGACUAUGGGAUGUCUAUAAUCAGUUCCACAUGGGUAACUGUGCCGAGGACACUGCUAAGAAGUACGAGGUGACUCGGGAGGCACAAGACGAGUAUGCACGGAGGUCCUACACCAACUCAGCCAGAGCCACUGAGAGUGGGCUGAUGGAGAAGGAGAUCAUACCUGUCACAAUACCAGGGAAGAAAGGAAAGCCUGACAUUGUUGUGAAGAUUGAUGAAGAGUUCUCAAAAGCGGACUUCACCAAGUUCCCUAAGCUCCGCCCAGCGUUCCUCCCAGCAGAGGAGGGUGGUAGUGUGACGGCUGCCAAUGCUAGUACACUCAACGACGGUGCUGCUGCCCUCGUCCUCAUGACUGAUGCAGGUCUCAAGAAUACUGGAGCACAACCUCUGGCCAGAAUAGUCGGAAUGGCGGACGCUGCUCUGGCUCCCAUUGAUUUCCCCACUGCUCCAGUAGCAGCCAUGAGCAAAGUGCUCUCCCUGUGUGGCCUCACGAAGGAUGACAUCGCAAUGUUUGAGAUCAACGAAGCUUUCUCAGUCGUAGCAUUGGCUAAUAUCAAACUGAUGGAGCUGGAUCCAGACAGAGUCAACGUUAACGGAGGUGCUGUGUCGUUGGGCCACCCAAUUGGAAUGUCUGGCGCUCGAUUGGUCGGUCAUCUGGCACACAAUCUGUUGUCAGGGCAACGGGGGCUGGCGGGGAUAUGUAACGGAGGGGGAGGGGCCUCGGCAAUCAUCAUAGAGAGACUGUAACCAAGCAACUCGUGACUUGUGUACAAUCUAUAUAAUUAUUUGUUUGUCUUUUUGUAUCAUGUAGCAGCUUGCGUCUAUAAUUAAUUAUAGACAGACUGUCGCUAUAUAAUCAUUAUAUUUAAACAGCAGUUUAAUAGUAAUAAUAAUAUUAUGAUAAAAA